AUGCAUUGUGAGGGUGAUAAUUCGGUAGUUCGUAUUGACAAUCAAUCUAAAUGGCAAAUAAUUUUAUCUUCGAAAAAUUGCAUGAUCAAAAAACAUUUCGAAGGUUGGCAGAUAUGUCCAAAAGAUGUAAACCCCGAUGAAAAAAAUUUGCAAUUGAUUUUAACUGAUUUUCCAAAAUUGAAGAUCAAUUCACAACGUGAGGUAGAGAUUCAAACACAGAUAAUCAAAACCGCGGAUGCCGAGAUCUGUUGCAAUCGUGAAGAUCUCAAAGAAUUGUUAGGAGAUCAAGAGAGCGAUCAGGAAAAAGGAAACAUAAUAUUGACGGAUUAUUUAAAAUUGAUAACAAACAACGAAGCCAGAAUAAAUCUUCUACUGAAAAUUUUAAUGAAAGCCGUGGACGAGCAUAAAUGCUACGUGAUUUGCGGCACGUUUCCAGUUCUAAAGAAACCCUUGACGGAUAGAGGUUGGAUUGAUAAAAAAGCCAUCAGGAAAAUGAUAUCAAUCUCUCCUAAUACAUAUGAAGAUGGUUUACAGCAGUUAGAAAAAUUACUCCGGAUUCCUGCGGAUUUUAUAUGGCAUACGAAUAAGAGACCUUCUAUAAGAACGGACGACAAGGCUAUUGUGAAUAAAUUUGCUGGUAGCUAUUUUACAUCCAAGUCAGCGCAAAUGGAGGAAUUUGUACAAGAUUAUUAUAUCACUGCAUGUUUCGGGAUUUUAAAAUGGUUUAUGUUACUCACCAACUUGGUAGGACCGAAGAAUACCUGGUCUCCAAAUGGAACAAUCCCUAUAAAUGCGAUUUCGUUCGCCUUAGAACGCUGUGAAGAAUAUAUAAGCAUUCAAAUACACGAGGACAUAGAUAGAGAUUGUAGGUAUACGCCUCCUUCUGCUUGGGAUCAAUUUUUAGAUUGGCAUCAUGAUAUAUUAUACAAGCGCGGUAUAUUGAAGGAAACCGACGAAGUUGACAUAAAUGAGCUUGUAGCAUCUGUGCAUGAGAUAGUGAAAACAAUGAUAAAAUAUCGACCGCAAAGUACCAUCGACGGUAUAAGAAAUAUAUGGAUUUUAAAACCAGGUGACGACAGUUUAGGUCGCGGAAUUGUUCUAAAAAAUUCUUUGGUUGAUAUCAUUGCCAAGGUAAACCAAGCAGCGAAAGAAAAUAUCGAGUAUGUCGUGCAGAAAUACAUAGGCACGUAUCAUUUGCAUUUAAUGUUAAAUAUUAUGUAA
Acromyrmex echinatior (Panamanian leafcutter ant) is the source of this 1221-nucleotide messenger RNA. Its product is annotated as tubulin glycylase 3A. The record is from RefSeq and is a predicted model, not a curated record. Gene Ontology annotation, biological process: cilium assembly; protein polyglycylation; cilium movement. Gene Ontology annotation, cellular component: axoneme; microtubule cytoskeleton. NCBI's taxonomy places the organism in Eukaryota, Metazoa, Arthropoda, Insecta, Hymenoptera, Formicidae. Gene Ontology annotation, molecular function: ATP binding; protein-glycine ligase activity, initiating.